Messenger RNA from Suillus discolor, 2418 nucleotides. RefSeq lists its product as uncharacterized. The coding region runs from base 92 to 2233 and encodes 713 amino acids. The record is from RefSeq and is a predicted model, not a curated record. Lineage: Eukaryota; Fungi; Basidiomycota; Agaricomycetes; Boletales; Suillaceae. The transcript has 8 exons. Gene Ontology annotation, biological process: lipid metabolic process.
CUUUGAUCUGGAACUGUUGUUAUUCUUCACCUGAGCAGCUGAGGCAUGGACUUGCCCAGCUCACAGAUACCCUUCGUUCUUACUUUUAAUCAUGGACUAUGACUGGCAGAGGUUUGGUAGGCAAAGUCUUGACCUCACUUCAGCAGCGACUUCUCUUGCAUUCACCGCUGUCAAGGGUACAACACGACUGGGGUUCUCGGUUGCUCGAGAUGCAGCGUCCAGUGUCGUGGGUGUAGUUGCUUCCGCCCUCGAUCACGCAAUAUUCGGUGGGAGCGAGAUCGCUGCGCCGGUCCUAGAAGGCGCGGUCGUGAGCGCUAUCACCUUCGCCGAAAGACUUACUCUUGCUCCCAUCUAUGUCGGGGAGUAUAUUUCAUCAGCUUCCCUACGAGCAGCGUAUAGCUCCAUCGAUAUGCUCUCCGUCAUCUUCCCUGGCAGCAGCGAAGCCUCUUUCUCUUUGGCAUCGUUCAUCGAUCUGGUAAAGCGUGAAUGGGAUCAUCCUGGCUCACACGAGCAUAUCCCAGGGAGAAAGUACGGAAUAACAGAGGUCGCUAGAGCUUUGGUUGCAUGGGUGUCUCUGCAGGGCAUCACUCACGAGUGGCAAGAGCAGAGUUGGUUCCCAUACCUUCGCGAGAUUCAGUUUCAUGACCCGUCCACCGCCCCUCAACUUAAACAUACACCUUCACGAGUUCGAGUAACGUCUGACGUGAUAUUCCCGGGGCAUCGAGGACAACUAAUAUCUGCGGACAUUGGAGAAGCAUCCACGCAGUCUCAUACCCGUUCCAGGUCUCCGAGUGUCCUGUCGAGAUUGUCAAUAUCGUCCAUAUCUUUUAGAUGGGCCCAACCGCGCAUAGAUGUCCCGCAAAAGUCUAUAGUUGAGCUAAAGACUAACUUACGACGAUUUUCCAAGAUGGUUCUUGCCGGCUAUGGUGGCGCAAGUCUACUCUUCUUCGGAGUUCCUCUGCUUCUGACAUCGCCGUCCCGCAAUUCAAACCCACCGUCCCCGCGUAAUGAAAAGGACGCAGAAGAGGCGCAGCUCGAGGACGCUGUGAAUGCAGCGGAAGAUGAGUUGAAAGGAAACUCCAGAAUGCCUUCUGAUAAUCUGGAGUACUCUUGGUGGGACAUAUUGAUGGGCAAGCAUGACAAGGAAAUUUUUGAAAGGUCGGUGCACGAGGAGACAGUAGAGCAGCCAGAUAUACAGGCGAGGGCUCGCGCAACGGCUGUUGUUGGGAUAGAGCGCCAGAUGCCUAGGUUCUGGGUUUUGACCGACCACGAUAGACACGAGGUUGUACUUGUUUUACGAGGCACAAUGUCACUCAACGAGCUUGCUGUUGAUUUGACAUGCGAUCCGGUAGAAUUUGAACCUGCAUCGAGCGCGUCUCAGGAAGACGCUGGAGACAGCAUAUUGCUCCCUGGGCCAAGUAGAAGGAUCCCUCGCAGGCGUUUAUCUAUUCUUUCGACGACUUCUCAUGAGAAGCAGCCCAAAUACCAAGUUCACGGAGGGAUGCUUCGUAUGGCCCGCGUGAUGGGCGAGAUUGGCAAACCAGUCCAUGUCGCCGUCAUGGAUGCAUUGACUCGCAAUCCUGGAUACGAACUCAUACUUUGCGGGCAUAGUUUAGGAGCAGGUGUUGCGGUCCUCUUGGCUAUGAUGUGGGCAGACCCUGCAACUUGCUUGACAGUGCCUUCAAGUGGCCUGCCAACGGACCACAGCGUAUCCGUAUAUUGUAUAGGACCUCCUUGUCUGACAGAUGCUGGGCUUAGCCGAUUGGCAUCGAAAAUGGUCACAUCGUUUGUAUGCUCCGAUGACAUUGUGUCCCGACUGUCGCUCGGUUCUGUCCGGGACAUUCGUAAUGCAGCCCUCUGGCUGUGUGAUGCAAAUGAGCGGAAUAGUGGUACGGAAGGAUAUUCGGUCAUCACCAAUAGAAUCAGGCGAUGGAAAGCUGGAGAUGGGUCAUCGGAUGACCUUCAUUGGUUUUUGUCGAUGCGAAAAACUCUCGAGGCAAAUAUGCAAAUGGCUGAUCUAUUCCCACCUGGUCGCGUCUUAUGGACUGUUAGGGACUGUGACCUACACCCUUCGCAUCAGUCCAAGCAGCCUAAUACGCAUCCCGAUAAAACAUUGAGACUGUUCGAGGUCUUGGACGUUGAGAAAGUAUUUUCUCAAAUAAUUUUCUCAAGAAAUAUGCUUCGGUCACAUAUGCCCCAUCGAUAUGACCAGGUCCUUCAUGAACUGCUUUAAUACCAAGAGCUUGCUAAGGACAUACUAUUGUUGAUCACCCAUAUAUCCAUUACACUGCAUUAUAAGUUUUGGUCGACUGUUAUUAUGAUAUUGUUACAAGUGUAUUCCUGUGCAUCCAUGUACAUCGGCCACCGUGUUGAAAGCCAUGGAUUAAUACCUUCUUGUUCUGAUUCGAUCCAAGUACC